Molecule: messenger RNA, 2170 nt
Organism: Cottoperca gobio
Lineage: Eukaryota; Metazoa; Chordata; Actinopteri; Perciformes; Bovichtidae
Gene: sppl2a
Product: signal peptide peptidase like 2A
Exons: 17
Coding region: 155-1756 (533 amino acids)
Biological process (GO): membrane protein proteolysis
Cellular component (GO): lysosomal membrane; lumenal side of endoplasmic reticulum membrane; Golgi-associated vesicle membrane
Molecular function (GO): aspartic endopeptidase activity, intramembrane cleaving
Source: RefSeq, a predicted model, not a curated record
AGAAACCAGCGUGUCAUGUGUCACGAGCCAAUACAGGAAGUACCUGGCAGUCGCUGGCAGAGCUGAACAAUAGCAAUGAAGACACGAGUAAUUUAGCGAAUUAGUCAAUUAAUGUGAAGCUGUCUGACUCCGUAACUAAACGCAUGUUACCAACAUGGAAGGAGCUGUCAGAGUCAUCCUGUCCGUCCUCUUCCUGGCAGCGAAGAUAAACUGUCAAGAGGCGAUCUUACAGAUUUCAGAUGGAAGUACAGAAAGGGAGUACUGCAUUGUCCACAAUCAAUCCUGGACGCCCCUGUCACAAACCCUCGAUGAUGCCUUGCAGUAUCCACUGGUGAACAUGAUCUCCACUUUCCUUUGUAACGACUCUGGGGUCAAUCCAGAUCUGGUGAAGGGCAAGGCGUUGGUGGUGAUGCGCGGGGAAUGUGAUUUCAGCCAGAAAGCUCUGGUUGCUCAGAGGCUCAACGCCACAACUUUGCUGAUUGCCAGCAACACAGUAAUGGUCACUCCAACAGCCAACGACUCUGAGUAUGCAAAGGUCCACAUUCCUCUGGCUCUCAUGAGGUACAUGGACGUCCUUGAAGCGCAGCAGGUGUUUGGUGAAGGGAUGAAGGCGAAGCUUUACGCCCCACCUCACUCAAAGAUUGACGCAAGCAUUGCGGUCAUGCUACUGAUUGCCAUUGUCACGGUCGCCUUGGGUGGCUACUGGAGCGGGGCCUGUGAGAGAGACCGGUUGAAUGGUGUUUCAGGAGGAGGGGGAGACGGCAAAGCUGACAGCGGAGAGCUCUUCCUGUACUCUCCUCUCAAAGUGGUCUUCUUUGUUGCUCUGAUGUGUGGGAUGCUGGUCCUCAUGUACUUCUUCUACAACGUCCUUGUUUACGCAAUUAUUGUCAUUUUCUGCCUGGCGUCUGCCUCUGCACUAUUCAGCUGUCUAGAUGCAGUGAUGGAUUUAAUAGGUUGUGGAACUGGAAGCUUCUCAAUCCGAAAUUACAACUUCUCAGUGAGGUCUCUCGUACUGGCUGCUGUGUGCAUUAGCAUCGCCGUCGUCUGGGGAGUCUACAGGAAUGAAGACAGAUGGAUCUGGAUCCUGCAGGACCUCCUUGGCGUUGCUUUCUGCCUCAACUUCAUGAAGACCAUCUCACUGUCCAACUUCAAGAUCUGCGUGAUUCUGCUGAGCCUCCUGCUCGUGUACGACGUCUUCUUCGUUUUCAUCACUCCUUACUUCACUAAGAACGGAGUUAGCAUUAUGGUGCAGGUUGCCCUGGGCCCUGAUGCAUCAGGAGAGAAGACGCAAGGUAACAUGGUGGAAGUCCCCGCUGAACCCCAGGCUCCCUCUGAGAAACUGCCGGUGGUGAUGCGUGUCCCGCGCUUCUCAGCCUGGGCGCAGAACCUGUGCGGGAUGCAGUUCUCCAUUCUGGGUUACGGAGAUAUCAUUGUUCCAGGUCUCCUGGUGGCCUACUGCAGCAGAUUUGAUGUUUGGAUCAACAGCAGCAAGAAGAUCUACUUCGUCAGCUGCUGCAUAGCCUAUCUGCUGGGAAUGAUUGUGACAUUUGCUGUGAUGUUGCUGUCGGGGAAGGGGCAGCCCGCCUUACUCUACCUGGUGCCCUUCACCCUGAUAACCUCCGCCGUGGUGGCCGGGUGCAGGAGAGAGAUGAGGCAGUUCUGGGCAGGAAGCACGUAUGAGGUGUUGGACUCCUCCAGGGAACCUUUACUGCCAGAAGGAAGAGCUGACCGCUGCGUAGAAGGAGAACGAUGCUGAUUUGCAGGUUUCAGAAUGGACCCUACUGCUGGAUGAUUUUUUCUUUUUUUAAACAUUUUUAAUACUAUUUGCAAAGCAAGAGAAUAAAAGUUAUUGAUCAACAGUUUGGGUUAAUUUGCCUGCUGUACGGUUAGAAGGCUAAUGAAUAUUGUGUAGGCUUGUUUAGUGCCUGAAAGGUCUGUUAGGCUCAUGUUCAGACAUCUCUAAUGACUUGGUGAUGAUUGCAUACAACAAAAUGAGAAAGCACUUUAUAAUAUUCAGCUUGACGGGUGUUUCAUCGAGGGUGGGGUGGGCUUAAAUUACUAGUAGCCACAAUGUCAUACAUUUUUGAUAACUGUUUUGGGGUCUCUGUGUAUCCUGUUUGUAUGAUGUGAUUUCUUUUAAUGCCUUAUAUUAAAAUUACCUUAUAUUUAA